AUGAGUGCCGCGAAAUGCAAUGAAAUCGAUGUGGAAAGUGAUGCUCAAAAAGGCGCAAAAUGGAAUAUUAGCGGGACUUUAAAUGAUUCGACGGCCACCUCCGUAGAGGAACUGACACUUCACGCUUCGUUUCUUAAAUGUGCAGCUGUCUACCAUUUUCUUCUUUCAUUCAUUCUUUCUUUCUUUCUUUCUUUUCAUAUUGUUAGAAUUCAUUUUCUUUCUUUCUUUUUUUCUUUCUUUCUUUCUUUUUUCUUUCUUUCUUUCUUUUUAUAUUGUUCCAGAAUUCAUUUUCUUUCUUUCUUUCUUUCUUUCUUUCUUUCUUUCUUUCUUUUUAUAUUGUUCCAGAAUUCAUUUUCUUUCUUUCUUUCUUUCUUUCUUUCUUUCUUUCUUUCUUUCUUUCUAUAUUGUUCCAGAAUUCAUCUACUUUCUUUCCUUUUUCUUUCUUUCUUUCUUUCUUUCUUUCUUUCUUUCUUUUUAUAUUGUUCCAGAAUUCAUUUUCUUUCUUUCUUUCUUUCUUUCUUUCUUUCUUUCUUUCUUUCUAUAUUGUUCCAGAAUUCAUCUACUUUCUUUCCUUUUUCUUUCUUUCUUUCUUUCUUUCUUUCUUUCUUUCUUUCUUUCUUUCUUUCUUUUUAUAUUGUUCCAGAAUUCAUAUUCUUUCUUUCUUUCUUUCUUUCUUUCUUUCUUUCUUUCUUUCUUUCUUUUUCUAGAAUUCAUCUUCUUUCUUUCUUUCUUUAUUUCUUUCUUUCUUUCUUUCUUUCUUUCUUUCUUUCUUUCUUUCACAUGUGCUUUCUCUUCGUAUCUUUCAACUCCAUUUUGGCCAUUGCUCUAUGA
Acanthosepion pharaonis is the source of this 831-nucleotide messenger RNA. The record is from the annotation of a GenBank genome assembly. Lineage: Eukaryota; Metazoa; Mollusca; Cephalopoda; Sepiida; Sepiidae.